Mesitornis unicolor (brown roatelo) is the source of this 414-nucleotide messenger RNA. RefSeq names its product COBW domain-containing protein 2-like. The transcript is spliced from 5 exons. NCBI's taxonomy places the organism in Eukaryota, Metazoa, Chordata, Aves, Mesitornithiformes, Mesitornithidae. Gene Ontology annotation, cellular component: cytoplasm. The record is from RefSeq and is a predicted model, not a curated record. The coding region runs from base 1 to 414 and encodes 137 amino acids.
AUGGAGGACGAAGACUGUCCGGACCUGGUCCCGAUGGACGCCGGCGGCGUGGAGGAGACGGAGCCCAGCCCCAGCGGAAAGAUCCCCGUGACCAUCAUCACGGGCUACUUAGGAGCUGGGAAAACAACUCUCCUGAAAUACAUACUGACGGAACAGCAUAAUAAAAGAAUAGCAGUUAUUCUGAAUGAGUUUGGAGAAGGAAGUGCCUUGGAAAAAUCUCUGGCAAUCAGUCAAGGAGGAGAACUCUAUGAAGAAUGGCUGGAGCUCAGAAAUGGCUGCCUGUGCUGUUCAGUAAAGGACAAUGGUGUGAAGGCUAUUGAGAACCUGAUGCGAAGGAGAGGAAAAUUUGACUAUAUAUUGUUAGAAACAACUGGUUUGGCAGAUCCAGAAAGCAGCAGCACUGUAGUGCAGUAA